This is a messenger RNA of Malurus melanocephalus (red-backed fairy wren), 560 nucleotides long. It is a transcript of the gene GADD45GIP1, whose product is annotated as GADD45G interacting protein 1. The annotation marks the transcript as partial. Lineage: Eukaryota; Metazoa; Chordata; Aves; Passeriformes; Maluridae. The transcript has a single exon. Gene Ontology annotation, cellular component: nucleus. The record is from RefSeq and is a predicted model, not a curated record.
UUCCCUCCCGAUUUCCGCCCGCGCCUUCAGCCGUUUCCGGCGCGUCACUUCCGGCUCGCGGUAAAGAUGGCGGCGCCCUUGCGGCGGGCGCUGCAGGCCCGGGCCCGGUUCCCGGUACCGAUCGCGGCCCCGGCGCGGUUUUACCGAGCGGCUCCGCUGCGCCGCCGGCCCGGCCCGGCCCCGCCGGACCCCGAGGAUCAGCGGGCGGCCGCGCGGCGCUUCGGGCGGCUCGGGGAGGCCUCGCGGGUGGCGGUGUGGCGGCUGUGGCCCAGCCCCGAGCGGCUCCGGGAGGCGGAGGAGGAGGAGCGCGAGUGGGAUCCGCCGCUCCGGGAGGUGGAGGCCGCGCUGGAGCAGCGGGAGCGGGAGGAGGAGCGGCCGGCCGCGCGGCGCUUCGGGCGGCUCGGGGAGGCCUCGGGGGUGGCGGUGUGGCGGCUGUGGCCCAGCCCCGAGCGGCUCCGGGAGGCGGAGGCGGAGGAGCGCGAGUGGGAUCCGCCGCUCCGGGAGGUGGAGGCCGCGCUGGAGCAGCGGGAGCGGGAGGAGGAGCGGCGGAGGAGGGAGAG